Molecule: messenger RNA, 3644 nt
Organism: Nanorana parkeri
Lineage: Eukaryota; Metazoa; Chordata; Amphibia; Anura; Dicroglossidae
Gene: KCNH8
Product: potassium voltage-gated channel subfamily H member 8
Exons: 14
Coding region: 1-2898 (965 amino acids)
Biological process (GO): regulation of membrane potential; potassium ion transmembrane transport
Cellular component (GO): membrane
Molecular function (GO): voltage-gated potassium channel activity
Source: RefSeq, a predicted model, not a curated record
AUGGAACACGUGUAUGGUGAAAAAUACAGAAAAGGAAAAUCAGGGUCCCAUUUUGAGGCAGCAAGGAGACGGAGUCGGGCUGUUCUUUAUCAUAUCUCCGGUCACCUACAAAGGAGAGAAAAGGGCAAAUUAAAGCUCAAUAAAAACGUUUUUGUAGAUAAACCAGCAAUUCCUGAAUAUAAAGUUUCAGAUGCAAAAAAAACAAAGUUUCUCAUUUUACAUUUUAGUACUUUCAAAGCAGCCUGGGACUGGCUUAUAUUAUUAGCAACGUUUUAUGUUGCUGUUACUGUACCUUACAAUGUAUCCUUUGUGGACAAUGAUGAUCUGUCAUCAACAAGAAGCACAACUGUUAGUGAUAUUUCCGUGGAAAUUCUUUUUAUUAUAGAUAUUAUUUUAAAUUUCCGAACAACUUAUGUCAGCAAGUCUGGCCAAGUUAUAUUUAAGGCGAGAUCUAUUUGUAUCCACUAUGUAACAACUUGGUUCGUCAUUGAUUUAAUUGCUGCUCUUCCCUUUGAUCUCCUUUAUGCUUUUAAUGUCACUGUGGUUUCUCUUGUUCAUCUUUUGAAAACCAUCAGAUUGUUACGACUUUUACGUCUUCUUCAGAAGUUGGAUCGUUAUUCUCAACAUAGCAGUAUAGUCCUUACUUUAUUAAUGUCCAUGUUUGCCCUUUUGGCCCACUGGAUGGCUUGCAUUUGGUAUGUCAUUGGGAGGAUGGAAAUGGAAGAAAAUAACCCCCUUACUUGGGAUAUAGGCUGGCUUCAUGAGCUGGGGAAAAGACUGGAGUCACCGUUCUACAGCAAUAAUACACAAGGUGGUCCCACCAUUCGAAGCACAUACAUUGCAUCCCUCUAUUUUACACUCAGCAGUCUAACCAGUGUUGGAUUUGGAAAUGUUUCUGCUAAUACGGAUGCUGAAAAGAUAUUCUCCAUUUGCAUUAUGCUAAUUGGAGCCUUGAUGCAUGCCUUGGUAUUUGGUAAUGUGACAGCUAUAAUCCAACGAAUGUACUCCAGAUGGUCCCUUUAUCAUACAAGAACCAAGGAUCUGAAGGAUUUUAUACGGGUACACCACCUUCCACAGCAACUGAAGCAGAGAAUGCUAGAAUAUUUCCAAACCAACUGGUCAGUCAAUAAUGGGAUAGAUUCUCAUGAGCUCCUGAAAGAAUUUCCAGAUGAGCUACGUUCGGAUAUAACCAUGUACUUGAACAAGGAGAUUCUACAACUAUCCCUUUUUGAGAAUGCUAGCCGCGGUUGCCUCAGGUCUCUGUCUCUGCAUAUCAAAACUUCUUUCUGUGCUCCUGGAGAGUACCUACUUCGGCAGGGAGAUGCAUUGCAGGCAAUUUAUUUGGUGUGCUCAGGUUCCAUGGAAGUGCUGAAGGAUGGGAUGGUGUUAGCUAUUUUAGGUAAAGGAGAUUUAAUUGGAGCAACUUUAUCAAUUAAAGAUCAAGUAAUAAAAACCAACGCAGAUGUGAAAGCUCUGACCUACUGUGAUCUACAGUGUAUCAUUCUAAAAGGCCUCUAUGAAGUUCUGGACUUCUAUCCAGAAUAUGCACAUAAAUUUGUAGAAGACAUUCGGCAAGAUCUUACAUAUAAUCUUCGGGAGGGUCAUGAAAGUGACAGAAUGUCAAGACUUUCUUGCAAUUCAACUUUGUCACAGACAGAACCCAGGGGAAAUGGCAGUGUAAAUAAAAGGCUAUCCUCCAUCGUGGAAGAUGAUGAUGAUGAUGAUGAUGACACAGGGGAGGAAGAUGCUUCAUCUCCUAUACGAACGAGGAACACAAAGUAUAGCAAGACUUCAAACAGUUCUCUAGGGAUUAACCUGAAAGCAUUCUCUGGAAAUGUCCCAUACAAGUCACCAAUGAAAUCUUCAAAUUUUAAUCCUGCAAAAACAAGAAUAGAAAAUGAAGCUCACCUUAACAGCAGAAGACGGGAUAGGAAUUUAAGGCUUAACCUUCCAACAGUAACAAGCCUAGGACCACCAGAUUUAAGUCCCAGAGUUGUUGAUGGGAUUGAAGAUGAUAAUGGUAACGAAGAAGGUCAAGCAUUUGACUUUGAAGCUUAUCAAAUGAGGCAACAAGCACGAUUAAGUCAAACUACAGGAGACAUUUCUGAUUUCAACCCAGCAAUGCUUUUUAUCACAGCGGAAGAAACCAAACAACAGAUAACAAGACUCAACCAUGAGGUUAGUACUUUAACUCAUGAAGUAUCCCAGCUCAGCAGAGAUAUGAAGAUUGUCAUGAAUAUUUUAGAAAACCUGUUAGCUGCACAAAGACCAGUUGGAUAUUAUUCAACUUAUGGCACAGUGAUUGAUGGAAUGGGUACUACAAUAGGCUCUCCAAUGGAUCAAAUGCAAACUAGAAUGACAUGGACAACAAACCAAGCUUGCAUGCAAAGGCAAGGUUCCCUGGUUGGCAAUCCAACACAGUUGUGUCAAGGUGCUGUUGUAUCUGACUUGUGGAACAUGGAUCCUUCCAGUGUAGGAAGCAGCCCCCAAAGAAAUGGAUCAAAUGUAGAAAAUUCAUUAGAAGGUGAAUAUUACUACACAUCAGGCCUUGGAUAUUCUCCCUCGCAUUAUCAAGUUAUUCAGGCUGACCAAUAUUCUUAUUUGAAGUGUGAAUCACCUCAUUCAGACACCACAUUAACUCCUCUGCAGUCUAUUUCUGCAACUCUUUCUCCAUCUAUGUGUUCAUCAUCUGACACUUCUCUUCAACUUGUGCUGCCCAGUAGAUCUGAAGAAGGCUUUAGCCAAGGAGCAAUUAGUUCACUAAGCCUUGAAAAUCUGCCAGGUUCUUGGGAUAUAGAAGGGACAGUUGGACUCUCUGGACAGUUGACAGAAGAAUACUCCGAAGACAUUGUUACGAGUACAAUAGAUUUUAAAGAUGACAAAGCCAUAAAUGUAUAAUCAUAAAUGAUUAGUAAUAUUCAGCAGAAGCAGCAAUGUGGUAACUAUUUAUGCAUGAGACUGCAAAGACACAUGGAUGAGUUUGUUUCAUUUCAACUAUUCUGGAAAAGAUAUAAAUGAGAAAUUAAUUCAAAAAGCACAGUACCUUAAGAUAUUUAUUUAGAAGUGUGGAGGGUGUGUUUUUGUUACUUAUGUAAGCUAUUGGUCUGUGUGCCAGGCCUUUUAAUGCAGACUAAAGACCCAGAGGGUCAAAACAGCUGGGAGUCAUAUACAAAAGAACACAUGACCACAUAUUUCGUAGGGAGUUAUUAUAUCACAAAGCAAAAUGCUCUUUCCUGAGUGCCUGAUUGUUAUUUGCAAACAAUAGCACUGUCAAUGCUUGCUUCAGGUGACCAUGAUACCUGCUGUCUAUUUGUCAGUUCAGAGAAGACAUAGGGACAAUUAUCGCUGCAUGUCAUCUCCUAGACAAUCAACCAAACAGAGUUGGUAGAUGGUGGGUUAGCCGUUGCACGUUAUUUGUCAGUUUAAUGAAACCUCUUAAUUUAUUUAUCAGAAAAAAUGCUAUUUUUAUAUUCCUUGUAUGAAAUAUGUAUUUAAACUAUUUAAAAUAUUUAUAACUAAAUGUCUUUUUUUGGUAAGAGCUUGCAGUUUUCAAGAGAAAUGCACAAUUCUUAUGCAUAUUGAAUUAAACAAUUUAUUAUUCAGAAAAAAAUAAAAGUGUACAUAGUUAAUAUAUCCCAUUUGCA